Centrocercus urophasianus (Greater sage-grouse) is the source of this 1806-nucleotide messenger RNA. RefSeq names its product nescient helix-loop-helix 1 (gene NHLH1). Gene Ontology annotation, molecular function: protein dimerization activity; RNA polymerase II cis-regulatory region sequence-specific DNA binding; DNA-binding transcription factor activity, RNA polymerase II-specific. Gene Ontology annotation, biological process: regulation of transcription by RNA polymerase II. Bases 1 to 393 code for a protein of 130 amino acids. The transcript has a single exon. The record is from RefSeq and is a predicted model, not a curated record. NCBI's taxonomy places the organism in Eukaryota, Metazoa, Chordata, Aves, Galliformes, Phasianidae.
AUGCUCAACUCAGAGCAGACAGAGCUCGACCUCCCGCCCUCUCACUCCGAGCCCGAAUCCGUCUUCAGCGACUGCGGCCGCGUGGGCAGCGCGGAGGAGUCCGGCGUCGCGUUGUGCCCACAGCCCCGCGGGGCUGAGCAGGGGGAGGCGGUGAAGAAGGACCUGCAGCACCUGAGCAGGGAGGAACGGCGACGGCGGCGACGAGCCACGGCCAAAUACCGAACGGCCCACGCCACGAGGGAGCGCAUCCGCGUGGAAGCCUUCAACAUGGCCUUCGCCGAGCUGCGCAAGCUGCUGCCCACGCUGCCGCCCGACAAGAAGCUCUCCAAGAUCGAGAUCCUCCGCCUGGCCAUCUGCUACAUCUCCUACCUGAACCAUGUGUUGGAUGUUUGAGCUUCCCAGCCUGUGUCUGUUUGUCUGUCCGGCCACCCAUCUGUAUCCAACCCAAACAUGCUGGGCCGAGGGCUUGAGUACGUCUGUCCAGAUGUGACCCAACCGCGCUGCACCUGCAUCUGUCUGACUGCUUGGAUGGACCGAAUCCCAUCUGCCCACUCUGCCUCUAUCCAAACUGCAUCUCCCCACCACCAAGCCCACAUCCAUCUGUCUGUCUGUCCUGCCUGAGCCAGAGCAGGCUGUUCAGCCCAUUAGACGUCUGUCUGUCCUGCUGGACCUGCUGCCUGAAGCCCGUCUGUUCCCAACGUCUGUCUGUCCUUCUGCUGCAUGUCCCGCUGAUAGUGCCAGCAGGAUCCUGAGCCCACAUCCAUCCAUCCCCACAGUCAUGACCUGCUCCAUCUUCACCCGCCUCUUUUCUACGAGCCACAAACUGCCCCCAUGAGGCACCAAGUCCCAUCCAUCUGCCCCUCCAGCCACAGGACACCACCUGGGGACCAGAACACCUCCCCAGCACUCUGCCCUGUGCACAGAGAAGCCCCUCCAGCUCCAUCCUGGUGGGGCACAGAGUGCUCAAGAGUGCUGCAGAUGUAGGGCAGGAUCCGGCCACACUGCACCAUGCACAGCUGCACAGUGUUGAGGCCACACUGGCCUAUGCUUGGCUGGAGCUGCUGUCACCUGGGGCCUGGCUGAGUCCUUCUGCUGCACACCCAACCUCCCCAAAUGCCUCCCACUGUGGGAGCACCUCAUCCCAGAGCUGUGCAUCCUUUCCUGCACCUCAGCUCUGAGCAGAGUGAGCAUGGAACCCCUGGCCUUUUACAAACCCUCUUUGCACCAACAUCCCUGAGAACCCCGGAGCAAUCUUCACACCCUGCCUCUUCCUCUGCCUCCCCCUUUAUUUUCUAAGAGUUAAUUUUGCACUGGCGGUGGCAGGAGCAUGAGCAGAGCUCCACAGGGACCAGGACAGAGCAGAAAGUGCCCGCUGUACCCAAAGGCAGUGUGCUGCUCACUGCAGGGUGGGACAUGACCCAGCUCCAUCCCCACCCUUGCACUGCCCACAGCUCCAGACCCCAUCUCCCUGCAUCCCCAGCGCUGCCCCCAUCCCAUGGGACGUGCUUGGGGAUGUGGCAUCCCCCAAGGGACAUGCACAAAGCAGGGCAGCCCACCCGUCCCCUCCACUCAGCCCACACCCCUGCGCCACGAGGAUAUUUAUUGAAUUAAUUUAUUGAUAAAUGUUAUUAUUUAUUUGCUGUGUUGUGCACUUUUCGGAAAGGAAUCUUUAGGAAGCAAACAAACAAACAGAAAUGACCACGGUGGAAAGCAGCCCAACCCACCCCCCGUGUGCCCCAGCGUGCGUUCAUCUCGGCUGUUCGGACUGUGUGAGGAUUUAUUAUUUAUGAGUUCACAAGGAAGUCG